AUGGAAAAUUUCGAUCCAAUUAUCAUACACAAACUCAGAUUGACAAAAGUUCCGGUGAAAGUGAACAAGCUUCUGAGCAAUCGUAGCCGUUGCUUACACUCACCGUCUCUCUCUCUGGUUCCUUUUUUAAUACUAAUUAAUCUCCGGCGAUCACGGGAAGAGAGAAAGAGUGUGAUCGAGGGAGUGACGAUUCGAACAACGGGUUUGUUGUUCCUUGUCGUCGUCUUCAUCAUCGGAACGCGAGUAGAAGCGCAGCUAGUGCCGCCGGUGAGGCAAGAUGGUUUCGUUUACCCACCGGGUCAUCGUUUUGUUGACCCGAAUACUAUACUGAUUGAGGCGUUUUAUGACCCGGUUUGUCCGGAUAGUAGAGACUCUUGGCCGCCUCUGAAGCAAGCUCUUCAUCACUAUGGAUCUCGCGUUGCUCUUCUCCUCCAUCUCCUUCCUUUACCCUACCAUGACAAUGCAUAUGUAACCUCUCGGGCUUUACACAUUGUGAAUACUAAAAACGCCAAUGCUACGUUCUGUUUGCUGGAAGGGUUCUUCAAGCAUCAGACAAUGUUCUACAAUGCGCAAACACAGCUCCUGUCAAGACCUGAAGUUGUGGAGAAAAUAGUCCACCUCGGAACAGGGACGUUGGGAAACUCAUAUCAAUCGGUCCUCAAAUCCGGCUUCAGCGACAAAAAAUCUGAUCGUGCAACCAGGGUUUCCUUCAAGUAUAGUGCUUCCAGAGGGGUUUAUGGGACACCAACCUUCUACGUAAACGGGUUCGUACUGUCUGAUACUGCUUACCCCUCAAAUUUCGGAGGAUGGAAAAAGAUCAUUGAUCCUCUGGUUCAACCACAUGAGGCCGAGAUAUAAGAUAACCCUCGUUUCCUUCCUUUGAAGAUCUUAAGUGUUUUUUGCUUAUCUGUACUGUAAUGUAUAUGACUUGUCCAAAUUUGUAUAUGUUGUUCAUUGUAUUUGUAAUUAAGGAAAGUGAUCUAUAUAAAAGCUGGCCAGCCCGGUUAUAUUAAACAGAAAUUGUAAUGACAAAGGUGAAUUUUAUCUAA
Camelina sativa (false flax) is the source of this 1049-nucleotide messenger RNA. RefSeq lists its product as uncharacterized. Lineage: Eukaryota; Viridiplantae; Streptophyta; Magnoliopsida; Brassicales; Brassicaceae. The record is from RefSeq and is a predicted model, not a curated record.